GCCUUGACGCAGUUUCUGGUCGUUAUAGUCUAUCAAAUCAAGGCAUAAAUGGAACAUGUUCACUAAGAGCAUGUACGACCUCGAAUUCGGAGGCUACAGAGUCGAUAAAUUUGUGGUGCAGGUUGGGUCUCCUUGUGGUGAGUGCUGCCGUGUGUCGGAGCUGAUCCGGCCCGCUACCCGCAAACGUCAUUACUCACAGCAGUGUCUCCCUUGCACCACUUACAAAGCAACCAAGUACAAUCCAACUACUCGCAUCACGGUCGACUCUCCUGUUUCAUCAAAUUCCCGGGAGUCCUUUACAAAAGCAUCGCUCAUACAGACACGCUUCUUCAGCACCGGCCAGAAGAAAUGUCUCAUUGUCACGACGAGCACGAGGGCCACGGCCACGGGCAUGACCACCAUGAGCAUGACCACUCUGACGACAUCACGCCCGCGGUGCAGUUCUCGCUGUACAGCCAGAUCAACUUCGACCGUGUCAUCACCCUCAACGAGGCGCAGCGGGACGUGGGCCAGGCGGUGGUGAAGAAGACCUGGCAGGAGAGACUGAGCGUCGAGCCCGAGUUGGCGAGCGACGUGGAUGAGCAGCUCCUCAUGACGGUGCCAUUCACGGCGCAAAUCAAGCUCCACUCCAUCCUCAUCCGCACAUCUCCCUCGGCCAGCGCGCCCAAGACGCUGCACGUCUUCAUCAACCGCGACGACCUCGACUUCGCGGCGGCCGAGGAGUCGGACCCCGUGCAGACGCUGGAGCUCUCGCAGACGGGCGAGCUGCAGGAGAUCCCUGUGCGGCGCGCGCUGUUCGGCAAGGUGCAGCAGCUGGUGCUCUUCUUCCCGGACAACUUCGGCGACGGCGACGAGGACGUCACGCGCAUCUCGUAUCUCGGCUUCAAGGGCGAGUGGACCCAGCUCGGCCGCGCGCCGACGAACAUCUUGUACGAGGCUGCGGCACAGCCUGGCGAUCACAAGAUCAAGGGGACGGGCAUUAACCAGCUGGGAAGUGGAAUUGGCGGGCGAGGGCCGGGCAUCUAAAGAUUCUAAAGGACCUCAAAUGAAUUCAAACGGUUGAUAUACCAACAAGGCUCAGUCUCAGGUAAAUUAACCAUACAUGAGCACGUAUCUCAAUUCUCGUCAAUUAACCACCGU
Molecule: messenger RNA, 1140 nt
Organism: Ilyonectria robusta
Lineage: Eukaryota; Fungi; Ascomycota; Sordariomycetes; Hypocreales; Nectriaceae
Product: PITH domain-containing protein
Exons: 3
Coding region: 349-1026 (225 amino acids)
Cellular component (GO): nucleus
Source: RefSeq, a predicted model, not a curated record